UGUAUUCUGUACAUACCAAGCCAAGCCUCACAAUGCUGCGUUUACUAAAACAAGUGGCAUAGAAAUUUGCAGGGAAGUUGCUGUUCCCAGACGUCCCUCUCUGUGGUGGACUCGCUCUGUGAGGCAGUGCAGCACUCAGACGGCGCUGGUGGAAGAGCAGGGCAGGUGGACCGAGAGAGAGGAGAAACUAACAUCACCUGUUUGGGAAAUCUAGAACAACGGAGGACCAAAAAAAAGAAGGAGGAGUGUUCGGAGAGCGGAGGUCUCGCUGUGUCAACCCAGUCACCCCACCCUACUCUCUCUCAUAUGCACAAACACAGACACACUCUCCACUUGCCUCUCCCUUCUUCCCUCCCUGUUUGUCUCCUCCACUCUCCGAUGCUGGUGUGGUGAACAGCAAGACACUCUCGGCUGAGCUGCAUGGAGGCUCAGGGAGGGGCAGGGAGCCCAGAGCCCAACAAAGAUAUCCAGAAGCUGCUGAAGCUCUCCAGCUCAGGUGACCUAUCCAAGGAGUUGUUUCACUGCCCAGCAGGGGAGGAGGAGGAAGGCAGCCUGUCAGGGCACACUGCCAGUCUGCUGCACAUCACCGAAAAGAGACAACCACUGAGUAGUGUGUCCUCUCUGGAGGUGCACUUUGACCUCCUGGAUCUGACUGAGCUGACUGACAUGUCCGACCAGGAACUGACUGAAGUUUUUGACUCUGAUGAGGAGAACCACAACGAGUCCCCAGCAGGUUCCCACCAGCCUAUGCUGCCCAGAGGUGGGUACAUGCGCUCCCCCUCCUGGACACGCUGCAGCAAAGUUGAGCCCCCGCGAGAGCGAAAGCACCACAGCGACUCGGACACAGAGCCCUUAAUGAAGCUGGAGAGGCCGAAGCAGAUGUGAUAUUUGAUGUGAAACAGGCUGACUGCAGAGAGAUAAAACCCCAAGCCAGAGAGAGAAGAGGCCCCCAUCUGCCACUGUGCACUCACAUGACCAUGGUGCUGACGAGUUCAGGUUGAACUCUGGACAACUAGGUCUGUACUCUAACUAAAGAUGUUGAGAUGUGCAAUACACACUCUCUCCUCCUCGUUAUCUCUAUCUCUUUCUCUCUCACACACAAACACACAAUUAUUGUGUUUUACAUGGAAGGAGUUCUUAAUGCACUCUGGGCUGCCAAAUGAUUUUAAGCUUGGUUGUGAAUGACAGACAGGGUAUGAGGUCGGCAGAAUAAGAUCACCUCCAUCCUUACAGCCUCUCAGGGUGGAAAAUAGCUUGGACGGAGAAAAUGAUUCCUAAAUUGUGGCCACAGCUUGUGGCCAGACCUUCCAUGUGGGACUCAAAUUGAAUUACCAGGAUAUGAUUUGAAACAUAAAUCAAUAGAGCUGUUUAGAAUAAAAUAUCCCACUGAGGCUAUUACUUAAUGUAUUGACUUGAAAAUGUGGCAGGUUGUUUUCUGUUGCCUGCAAUAAUGGUAACUUGAUCAGUGGAAGUGGAUGUCAGUGAGGCCAUGCUCUUUAUACCCAUCAUACUUUCUCCAUCUUAAUGAAGAAUGUGUGUUGUUAUUAUAAUUGCCUAAACGAAAAAUGUUGCACUUCUCUCACUGAAUUGUAUUUACAGUGCCUGUCCCCUCCCAGAAUUAUUGGCAUUUGGUGCAGAUGGCACAAAAGGUAAACAGACCAAGUAGCAAGCUAUAUGCAAUACACCUUUCCAUGAUCAAACACUUUGUUUCGAUCAUUCUUUUCUGAUUUCUUUAUCCUUUUUAAAAAUGAUGGUUGUUAGAGUUGCCGCUGCUAAAGUAAUUAAAGUUUGUCAUUCAAAGAUGGUAGACACAUUUACAUGAUUGGUGAUACUUGAAGCAGUUAGAAAUGAAGGAAGAAUCGCAUUAUAGUCAGGUUGACUUCAGUGAGCUUUGCAUGAAUGCCAAAAACCCAACAAAGUGCCAACUGUUUUGUAAUCAUCUUUGAAAAGAUUUAUUGAACUCAUGAUGCAAUAUUUCACAUCUUUCUAAGGUUGUAGCUGAUUACUUGAUUUAUUUAUCUCAUGUUUAGCUUGUCUAUACCAGGGGUGCCAAUAAUUCUGAAUGUUGUGAUACGAUGGAUCAAAAGUGACACUGGGAUGAUAGAAGAAGAAAUAAAAGUCUUGAAAAAGUGUAUUUUAUCGUGAAAUUCAUAACCUACAUUUUUGGAAAUGCAGCCCCAUUCUGUACUGCAUGGUGAGCACUCCAUAUAUUCAUUUACAUUAUUCAAAAAUGUGGUCUUCCUUGUGUAAAAUGUGUUGGUACAGUAUAAAAAUUGGCUGAGUGGGAUGAGUAAAGCUGAUGGAAUUAC
Molecule: messenger RNA, 2309 nt
Organism: Anarrhichthys ocellatus (wolf-eel)
Lineage: Eukaryota; Metazoa; Chordata; Actinopteri; Perciformes; Anarhichadidae
Gene: dbndd1
Product: dysbindin domain containing 1
Exons: 4
Coding region: 421-885 (154 amino acids)
Biological process (GO): negative regulation of protein kinase activity
Cellular component (GO): cytoplasm
Source: RefSeq, a predicted model, not a curated record